Hypomesus transpacificus is the source of this 1307-nucleotide messenger RNA. RefSeq names its product ras-related protein Rab-19-like. Bases 369 to 1082 code for a protein of 237 amino acids. The record is from RefSeq and is a predicted model, not a curated record. Gene Ontology annotation, molecular function: GTP binding; GTPase activity. Lineage: Eukaryota; Metazoa; Chordata; Actinopteri; Osmeriformes; Osmeridae. The transcript is spliced from 4 exons.
UCAUUCUGUUUGUCAAAGGAUGUGUACGCAGCAAGCACAGCACCGAGGAAGAAGUCUUGCUGAUAAUGAAUAGCUCCAGCAACAACCACACCUCUGACUCCCUUGUGAUAUAAAUCUAGAGGAAAAGUUGUGAGACAAUAGGACAGGAAUUUCAGUUAAGCAAUGUGGAAUUUAAUGUGGGUUUCGACAAUUUAUGCUCUAUUCUUAAUACACGUAAUUACACUGAGUUCAAAGUGAAAGGGCUUUAGGUUUGUGUCUUGUCAGGGUAUAACCUUGUACUUUAUAAUACAUAUCUGAGUGAUGGAUGCUACCGCUUUCUUAAUAAUAUCAGAAAGACUGUACUGUACCAAGAAACUACACCUCCCAAGAUGCAGUGGAGCAAGUGGGCCGGCAGCUGGAAAUCACACCUACCAAGACAGCCCUCGGGACCCGGGCAGGAUGACUCCUUUGACUUCCUGUUCAAGAUCAUCCUAGUUGGUGACUCAGACGUGGGAAAGACCUGCGUGGUCCAGAGCUUCAAGUCUGGGAUGUUUUCAGAAAAACAGCAGAACACCAUUGGGGUGGACUUUACUGUUCGCACCAUGAAUAUUGAUGGCAAGAAAGUGAAGUUGCAGGUGUGGGACACAGCAGGGCAGGAACGAUUUCGCACCAUCACCCAGAGUUACUACCGCAGCGCUCAUGGAGCCCUGGUGGCCUAUGACAUCACACGCCGCACCACCUUUGACUCUGUGACCAACUGGAUCAAUGAAGUGCAGCAGUACGGGGCAGCCAGCGUGGUGCUCAUCCUCAUUGGUAACAAGUCCGACCUGGAGUCAGUCCGUAGACAGGUGCUUUUUGAGGAUGCAUGCACCCUGGCGGAGGAGAGGGGAGCGCUGGCCGCCCUCGAGACCUCAGCCAAGCAGGCUCAGAAUGUCGAAGCCGCCUUCAGUUUGAUGGCCCGGGAGCUGGUAGCACGCAAUGGCAUGACCGUUACUGACGAACCUUCCCAGGCCCUGCCGCACUUCCUGCUCGGCACCAACUCUCAUCCAAUCCACGGCCCUGUUUCAUCAGAUAAGAAGUCAUGUGAUUGUAAAGGAGCCUAAGGAGGAGAUGAAAGGAAUGAGAAGGAUGGUUGGUGAGACUGAUGGAUGGCUGACCAGUCAAUCUUAACGUGUAGUUCCCGAGAGCAGGGGAAGAGGAGGGAAACUGUGGUACAGAAACUGUAUGUGUGAGGCUGUAUGUUGGGAUUAAGACCAAUACAAUGUAGUAAAACAUUUCUCUGUUGAAAGUGACUAUCAGUGUUAGUUAGUUACAUGAUAUGCAGUAGC